ACUUCAUCACCCAAAUACGCGUCACGAGCGCGUGAAGAUAUCAGCGCCCCCACAACGUAGAACCUUCUCGGUAAUCUGUCCUCUGUUUCUUGCUCCAUAAUCCCUUCUCCAUCCUCGCUACAUAUAUUGAUGUUCCUAACAACUCUCUCAAAUUCAUACCUUUUUUAGCUUUUCUUCUCACUCUUUCUGCCACAUUCUCACGCUUUCUCUCUAACCAAACACCAAGGAUAAUACAACCGACUCACCAAUUAAUCUGCCAUGUUUCGUCUGAGUAACAACUUGGUAGGAAUCCUCAACUUCAUCACCUUCCUGCUCUCCAUCCCAAUCCUGGGCGCGGGGAUCUGGCUCCGAAACCAUGGUACAUCUGAAUGCGAGAAGUUCCUUGACACGCCUGUGAUUGUCAUCGGCGUGUUCCUGAUGUUAGUUUCUCUAGCGGGUUUAAUCGGCGCGUGCUGUCGCGUGUCGUGGCUACUCUGGGUUUACCUUUUUGUCAUGUUCCUUCUUAUUCUGUUGCUCUUCUGUUUCACGACAUUUGCAUUUGUAGUCACCAACAAAGGGGCUGGACAAGUGUUGUCUGAAAGGGGAUAUAAGGAGUACAGAUUGGGAGAUUACUCCCACUGGUUGCAGAAGAGAGUGAAUAAUACUAAGAAUUGGAACAAGAUUAAGAGUUGUUUGAUUGACGGGAAAGUUUGCUCUGAUUUUAACGAUAAAUAUCUGAAUGAUACUGUCACCAAGUUUUAUACAGAGCACUUAUCUGCUCUUCAGUCUGGAUGCUGUAAGCCUGCAGAUGAAUGCGGAUUUGAGUAUGUAAGUCCAACCAAUUGGACCUCAACAACUACUGCAAGUUCCACAAAUCCUGACUGCGCUGCAUGGAACAAUGAUCCUAAUACUCUCUGCUUUAACUGCAAUUCAUGCAAGGCUGGAUUGCUAGAUAACAUCAAGAGUGACUGGAAGAAGGUUGCUGUUGUGAACAUUAUAUUCCUUAUUUUCCUCAUCAUUGUCUACUCUGUUGGAUGCUGCGCUUUUAGGAACAACAGAAGGGACAAUAAUGCUUAUAAUUCUGGAUGGAAGCACCCUUAGAGAGAUUCUUUCACCUAGCAUUAUGAAUGGGGACAUCUAUGUUGGAUUUUAUUGAUUAGUUUUAGGCAGCCUUCUCUUUGUUUGCUGCUCAUGCUGUUAUUAAUUCCUUAGUUGUUGCUUUGGGUUGUUCCUUGUGUAGCAUGUUAUAUGCUUGAUUUUUAAUGUUCUUAGAACACCCUGGAAUUAUAUAAAUGUUUCUUAUAUGCUUUGA
Molecule: messenger RNA, 1291 nt
Organism: Hevea brasiliensis (rubber tree)
Lineage: Eukaryota; Viridiplantae; Streptophyta; Magnoliopsida; Malpighiales; Euphorbiaceae
Product: tetraspanin-8
Exons: 2
Coding region: 259-1080 (273 amino acids)
Biological process (GO): auxin-activated signaling pathway
Cellular component (GO): plasmodesma; plasma membrane
Source: RefSeq, a predicted model, not a curated record